Pocillopora meandrina is the source of this 2549-nucleotide messenger RNA. The record is from the annotation of a GenBank genome assembly. NCBI's taxonomy places the organism in Eukaryota, Metazoa, Cnidaria, Anthozoa, Scleractinia, Pocilloporidae.
AUGGAUAUGUUGACAAAAUUAGUUCUUCUUCGAGCUGCUGGCUUCCUACUGUGGAUCUUAUUAAGUGCGUGGGUGUUCCAUGAAGUGGAGUACACAGAAAAAAAUGAAGCUGAAGAAAAGUAUCGGUUGUUAGUCUCUUUGUACGUUUUCAUGAACUCUAAAUGUAACGUCAGUACGGAGGAGUUUGAUAACUUUACCAAACAAGUGCACGAGGCAUUGAGUGAGCCCAAACCAGAAUGGACCUACGUGGCUUCAUUUGACUUCGUUUUCCAAGCGUUAACUACAAUUGGUAAGGCCACAUGAAAUACAUUAUACAUUUCCUUACCUAAAUAGACCUAUGAAAGAGAAAGACGUUAUCUGGUAGCUUUCCAAUUUAUCUAAACCCCAGAUUCCCAAAUGAUAUUUGAAUAUUAAUGCUGGCUUUUCAGGUGAAAUUUAUCUCAGUUUUUUUUUUAUUCGAAAUACCGUAACGAAUGAAUAUCAUUUUAAGUCAGUUAUUACCCACAUAACUUAAUAACUGAAUAUCUUUCAGUGAAAAUAGGUUUGAAACAAUUUCGGUGAGCGAUGUACUCUGUAACUUCGCUGCCACCCUUUCAAUGACUUGAUUCAAAUAUUGACAUGAAAAUUGGAAGCAUUAACAGCCAAGAUUAGACAAAGUUGUUUCUAUAAAUUUUUUUAUUUUUCUUACAAAAAAGUUGGAGACACAUUUCCCACAUACUGUAUUAACUUUGUUAAUAAUUGAAUUAAUAAUGGUAACUCUAAGAGGUUGAAACAGUGAAAAACACAGUGCGGUAUUGGACUACAGUUCUGCCGGUUUCAGUUCGACCUGAUUUUCAUGUGUUAUUUAGCUAAAUGGAAAUAAUUUCAUAUCUGUCUUGGUGGAUUUCAAUCUUCCAAAGAAAUAUAGUCACUGGCUCCUGUGAUAAAGAUGGUUUAAUUACACGAAGCACAAGUGAAGUUUAUACGAGUGAGUCAGGGUGCACUUUGGUAAAUUUGUUAAAAAAAAAGACGUUUAUAAACCUUAUAUCCAACGACUGUUUAGUUAUCAUAUUGUGAAGUGAUUAAAAUAAUUACUACCUAAACAAACUAGAAGUCCAGGUAACUCAAAUCAUCGUAACCGAGGGUAUGGUAUACUACGCUAGUUUUGGUAUCGUGUAACGAAGUCUAAGCUGUUAAAAAAAAAUAGAAUUCAGAUCCUCGAAACACAACUCAAGAACAUUAACUUAGAAUUCUUUUAAUCAGCAUCCAUCAUUCCACCACAUAACUGAUGGCAGCUUGAAAAACAUUUCAGUAAUGCAUUUUCAACUUCUUAGUACGCAUGUUGACAAAAAAGGCUUCACCAAGUAAGCAGCAGUUUCAGUAUUAUAGCGGAGCUCGCAGAGCGUAGCCCAAUAAUUAUACAAAAUAGUAGUAACCCAUCGAGCCGAAAAAAUUUGGAUGUACGACCGUACAAGGUGCUACUUUUAACAUGCGUGGUCAACCGCGGGCACGCUUUGUCCAGUAGUCCAGUGGUUAGUGCACUGGGCUCCGAGUCGGACGACCCGGUUUCUAGUCCUGGCCGGGGCAAGGCGUUGUGCCCUUUAGACGUGCGGGAAAAAAAUGCGAGCUCCUCUUUUAGGCUUGGCUAAAUCUAUAUAUUAUCUUUAAGUUUGAAGUCUUAAUCCUUUAAACCCUAGAGUGACUGGCAUCAAAUAUUUCCCUACAUUAUCACCUCUGAAUCACACGAUGAGGUUAUGAAAAUAAAGGAAAUGAAUUUUGACUGGUAUGCAAAUUCUCCCUGUCAGCACCUUAUAAAAUGUAUAAAGAACAGUAUGGAGAAUAUGGAUACUGAUGUUAGGGUGUAAAGGGUUAAUGCUCGAAUUUCGUUCUAAUUUCAUUCUUCAGGAUACGGAUACAUCACUCCUCAAACACCCUCUGGUCAGGUGCUGUGUAUUUUUGUCUGUUUCAUCGGGAUUCCAAUGACUUUGCUCAUGUUGAAAUCUAUUGGAGAACUUAUUUCAAGGAGCGUUGAAACGAUCGUCACGAAGGUGGAAAAGAGACUACUGAAAAGAGAGGAACCAAAACACGUUAAAACGAAGAGUGCCAUAAUACUGUUUUCUAUAAUGAUAAUCAUACUACUGUCCUACACAAUGAUGCUUAACAUCGUAAUUAGUUGGACAUACGUUGAAGGAAUUUAUUUCUGGUUUGUAACCUUUACUACGAUUGGCUUCGGUGACUACAUACCACACAGACAAGAAAUGGCCACCCCCUCUUUAAACUCCAAAAAUUCUCCUAACAACGAAUCACUUAACACACCUUCUAUGUUCUUUAUCGGCAUCGCUUAUUACACCUCAACUUUGAUUGGCCUCUGCAUCGUGUCAAGUGUACUGGACUCCAUCGUGAAGGUUCUGGAAGAAAGGAGAUUGCGGCCUCGGUGCUCCACAUGUGUCCCUCGAAAAAACAAGAACCACGUUGGAAGUGACAAAUGCGACAUUCCUGAUAAGGAAGAGGCCGAAAAUACAUUUAUAGAAUUGGAAAAUUAUGGGCUCCAAAAGGAGAUAUCACAGUAA